AUAUUUUCUUAUACAGUUCUGGAAAACAAUACAAUAAUGGGUCGCGGUUACGAUUUAUUAUUUAUUCUAGUAACGUUUUUAGCAUUGGUUGCAGCCGUAACUUCACAAGGAAAUCGUGGUUCCAACCGUGGUCGAAGACCUCGGGUUGGGUUUUAUGGGAACAGAUGCCGAAACGUAGAGUCCAUUGUGGCGUCGGUGGUUCGACAACAUGUCCGGUCCAACCCGGCUAAUGCCCCCGGGAUUUUGCGUAUGCAUUUUCAUGACUGCUUUGUUCGUGGCUGUGAUGGUUCAGUUCUUCUCGCUGGUAACACCAGCGAGAGAACCGCCGGUCCAAACCGUUCAUUGAGAGGGUUUGAAGCUAUUGAAGAAGCUAAGGCUAGGCUUGAGGCUGCUUGUCCUAGAACUGUUUCUUGUGCGGAUAUUCUCACCCUUGCUGCACGCGAAGCCGUUGUUUUGACCGGUGGACAAGGAUGGCGAGUGCCAUUGGGACGUCUUGACGGCCGAAUCUCGCAAGCCUCGGACGUGAACUUACCUGGACCAUUCGACCCGGUCGACAAGCAGAAGCGAGACUUCGCUGAUAAAACUCUCAACACAAUAGACCUCGUAACUCUUGUUGCCGGACACACAAUAGGAACUGCUGGUUGCGGUUUGGUAAGAGGCAGGUUCUUUAACUUCAACGGCACAGGAAGACCCGACCCAUCUAUUGAUCCGAGAUUCGUACCAUUGGUUCAGGCUCGAUGCCCUCAAAAUGGAGACGCAUCAGCCCGAGUGGAGUUAGACACCGGUAGUGGUGGUAGGUUUGACAUAUCGUUCCUCAGGAACGUGAGGUCAAGCCGUGUGGUUCUCCAAUCUGAUUUAGUCUUAUGGAGGGAUCGCGAGACCCGAGCCAUCAUAGAACGGUUUUUAGGCUUGCGCCGACCAUUCUUGAGGUUUGGAACAGAGUUUGGGAAGUCGAUGGUCAAGAUGAGUCUUAUAGAUGUUAAGACAGGGUCAGAUGGGGAGAUUCGUAGGGUUUGCUCUGCGAUCAACUGAUUAAGAAUAUGAAAGCACAACAGUGUGGUUUGGUUUUGAUUUAUGAUGGUUAAUCAAUAAUCAUUUUGUUUUAUACAAUAAUUAAGUUUUCUAUAUCAUCUUGUGGUUUGGUUGUUACGUUAUGAAUAUUCAAGUGUAAGAUUGUAAUUGUAACAUUAAUGUAUGAUACUAUAAGAUUGUCAUCUGUUUCUUUACUCGAGCACGGAAGGUAUUUGCAUGAACAAACUAUUUAAAG
Messenger RNA from Eruca vesicaria subsp. sativa (arugula), 1267 nucleotides. The record is from the annotation of a GenBank genome assembly. Lineage: Eukaryota; Viridiplantae; Streptophyta; Magnoliopsida; Brassicales; Brassicaceae.